GGCAGCCGCAGCAACAGGUGGGGCCGGGGCUGAUCGCGGCCGAGCCGCCGCGCACCGCAGCCGCAGCCGCAGCCGCAGCCGGAGCCGGAGCCGCAGUCGGAGCCGCAGCCGAGCCGGAGCGGAGCCGCCCCCGGCCGAGCGGCAAUGGGAGAGGCUUUGCAGGAGCGCAGAGGAGCUGCCCUGCUGCCCGGGAGCUGCUGCAGCCACCAGGGAGUUGCCAGCAGCCAUGCCGAGCUGGCUGGGUGCAAGAUGACCCUGACGACAAUGCCAGCAGCCAGCGUCGUCCAGGCUUUCUUUUGCCUCCUGCUCUGCGUCCCCUGGGGCAGCUCCUGCCCUCCGAGCUGCCAGUGCACGGAGCGGGCAGGGGCAAAGGCCGUCCUCUGCAGCUCCCGGCACUUAGAGGAGAUCCCCAAGGACAUCCCCAAAGACGCGGUGUUCCUCAAGCUGGAUGCCAACAGCAUCACCAGGAUCCCCAGCAAUGCUUUCAGGCACCUCUCCCACCUGGAGGAACUCGAUCUCUCCAGGAAUGCCAUUGAGAAGAUUGACAGGGCGGCUUUCAAAGGGGUGGCUGCCGGGCUGCGUACCCUCGACCUCUCCAGCAACCGCAUCCGCAGCAUCCCCAAGGAGGCCUUGCUGGCGCUCAAUGCCAAGCUCCGGCUGGCCAACAACCCCUGGCACUGCGAGUGUGCCUUGCAGGAGGUGUUGUGGGAGGCACGGCUGGACCCCGACUCUGUCCAGGACAUCACCUGCCACACAGCCCCACGGGAGGAGUACGUGGGCAAGCCGCUGCUCCAGGUCCUGGAUGCCGGUGUCAACUUCUGCAGUGUGCGUCAGAGGACCACGGAUGUGGCCAUGUUCAUCACCAUGUUUGGCUGGUUUGCCAUGGUCAUUGUCUAUGUGAUCUGCUAUGUCCGGCACAAUCGAGAGGACACCUGCAAGCACGUGGAUUACCUGAAGUCACUGCCGAGUGCCCCGAGCCAUGCAGAGACCACCAGCACUGCCCUGUAGUGCAGGAUUGGGGCGCCUUGUUCCCAGCUUCUUUGCAGGGAGCCAGUGGCAACCUGGUGGCCUUCAAAGCUGCUCUAUGGGAUUUUCCAGUGCUUGUUCCAGUCCUGCAAAUGAGUGCCACCGACUUUGCCCCUCCCUAGUGAUGCUGGACUGAGCGUGAGCAAACCACGUGGGGGAGGGAUGCUGGGGACACCCCACGCAGACCUGUCAAUGGAACCCAGGUUCCUGGGGAGGAACCCCCUGCUGAGACCCCUUCUCCCCUUCUAGAGCUGGGCUUGCAGGGGAAGCAGCCCCAGCCACAUGGUCGUGGUCUAUGUGGUUUGGAAAGAGCAAGCUCCUGGGGGGAGACAGAUGACGGUGGAGGCUUUUGUGGGGCCAGAAGGUCCCUGGACCCUGGGGUGCAGAGGGAUGGGUCUCUCUGUGCAGCAGGGUCACCCCAUCCUAGCUCCAGUGAGGGACCAGCCUCGCAGGGAGCAGGACAUCAGCCCCAGCCCCCGCACAGCAUCUCAGCACCCUCUGCUUGCAGCCAGCAAUCCGGGGCUGAUCUCCCAAACUUUGGAUUCCUCAAUAAAGCCCCGCACAUA
Molecule: messenger RNA, 1592 nt
Organism: Falco peregrinus (peregrine falcon)
Lineage: Eukaryota; Metazoa; Chordata; Aves; Falconiformes; Falconidae
Gene: LRRC3
Product: leucine rich repeat containing 3
Exons: 2
Coding region: 145-1008 (287 amino acids)
Cellular component (GO): plasma membrane
Molecular function (GO): protein binding
Source: RefSeq, a predicted model, not a curated record